Molecule: messenger RNA, 570 nt
Organism: Didymella exigua CBS 183.55
Lineage: Eukaryota; Fungi; Ascomycota; Dothideomycetes; Pleosporales; Didymellaceae
Exons: 2
Biological process (GO): DNA strand invasion; double-strand break repair via homologous recombination
Cellular component (GO): centrosome; Rad51B-Rad51C-Rad51D-XRCC2 complex; replication fork
Molecular function (GO): four-way junction DNA binding
Source: RefSeq, a predicted model, not a curated record
GCGAGGAGAUUGGGGGAGAAGCUGUUGUUGGAUGUUGAGGUGGAGGGAUUGAGCGCGGACAGCGACGCGACGAACAAUACGCCCUUCAGCAUUCCAGAACUCGAUGCCCUGGUCUCAAACUCGUCGCCAACUAUCCUUGAACUGUUAUCACCAACACCCACCCACCACCCAUCCGGAGCCGGCAAGACCUCUCUGCUCUACCUAAUCAUAGCCCACGCCAUCCUCCCUCCAACAUUCGACUCCAUCCCCAACCUUAACGGACAAGACGCAGCAAUCAUCCUCUUCGACCCACUACGCCACUUCAGCGUCUCUCGUCUCGCAAUCGUCACCCUAGACCUGCUCGCCACCAAACUUGGCGCCCCAAUCGCCACGCUCUCGUCUACCGUCCAAGCCUCACUGCUCACACUAACACACAGCAGCCUAUCCCACGUGCACAUCUUCCACCCCACAUCCUGGCCGUCUCUGCUUGCCACCCUGCGUGCCACGCCAGCCUACCUCUUCGCCAGCCCCAGCCAUAAAAGCACACGCCGCCGCCUCCACUCGCUGAUCCUCGAAGACAUCGACGCAUUC